Pogona vitticeps (central bearded dragon) is the source of this 2277-nucleotide messenger RNA. NCBI's taxonomy places the organism in Eukaryota, Metazoa, Chordata, Lepidosauria, Squamata, Agamidae. The record is from RefSeq and is a predicted model, not a curated record.
CCAGCCGCCCAGCCGCAGAGCAGCCUCUCCCUCUCCGGUGAGAAGACACGGCGGCUCCUCUUUCUCCUCCGCCUCUUCCUCCAGCAACGCCACCACCACCAUGAGUACGUUCGGCUACGAGACCUACUUCCCGUCGUACAAGCGGCGCUUCGGCGAGAGCUCCUCCCGGGUGCACCUCUCCAGCGCCCGGAGCAGCGGCGGCGGCGGCGGGGGCUAUGGCGUGGCCCGCUCCACCUACUCCAGCCUCUCGGCGCCCGUCUCCUCCGUGUCGGUGCGCCGGAGCUACACCACCACCACCUCGUCCGCCUCCUCGCUCCUGCCGUCGGUGGAUAGCCUGGACCUCUCGCAAGUGGCGGCCAUCAGCAACGACCUGAAGACCAUCCGCAGCCAGGAGAAAGCCCAGCUCCAGGACCUCAACGACCGCUUCGCCUGCUUCAUCGAGCGGGUCCACGAGCUGGAGCAGCAGAACAAAGUGCUGGAAGCCGAGCUGCUGGUCCUGCGGCAGAAGCACUCGGAGCCGUCGCGCUUCCGCGCCCUGUACGAGCAGGAGAUCCGCGAGCUGCGCCUGGCCACCGAGGAAGCCACGCACGAGAAGCAGGCCCUGCAGGGCGAGCGGGAGAGCCUGGAGGAGACGCUGCGGGCCCUGCAGGCGCGCUACGAGGAGGAGAUCCUGAGCCGCGAGGAUGCCGAGGCCCGCCUCUUGGAGGUGCGCAAAAACGCCGACGAGGCGGCGCUGGCCCGGGCCGAGCUGGAGAAGCGCAUCGACAGCCUCCUGGACGAGCUGGCCUUCCUCAAGAAGGUCCACGAGGAAGAGCUGGCCGAGCUGCAGGCCCAGAUCCAGUACGCCCACCUCUCCGUCGAGAUGGACGUCUCGGCCAAGCCCGACCUCUCCUCGGCGCUGCGCGACAUCCGCGCCCAGUACGAGAAGCUGGCGGCGCGCAACAUGCAGAACGCCGAGGAGUGGUUCCGCAGCCGCUUCACCGUCCUCACCGAGAGCGCCGCCAAGAACACCGACGCCGUCCGCGCCGCCAAGGACGAGGUCUCCGAGAGCCGGCGCCUCCUCAAGGCCAAGACCCUCGAGAUCGAGGCCACCCGCGGCAUGAACGAGGCCCUCGAGAAGCAGCUCCAGGAGCUGGAGGAGAAGCAGAACGCCGACAUCGUCGCCCUCCAGGAUACGGUCAAUAAAUUGGAAAAUGAACUGAGAAACACAAAGAGUGAAAUGGCUAGGUAUCUGAAGGAAUAUCAAGAUCUUCUCAAUGUAAAAAUGGCCCUGGACAUUGAAAUUGCAGCCUACAGAAAACUACUCGAAGGUGAGGAGACUCGGCUCAGUUUCACCAGCGUUGGAAGCCUAAGUAGUAGUUAUACGCAGAGUGCAACGACUUUUGGGAGAUCAGCCUACAGUGGUCUACAGAGUGGUCCCUACCUAAUGUCAGCCCGUUCGUUCCCUUCCUACUACUCUAGCCAUGUGCAAGAAGAACAGAUAGAAGUGGAGGAGACUAUUGAAGCAUCCAAAGUAGAAGAAGCCAAAGAAGCUCCUCCAUCAGAAGGAGAGGAAGAAGAGGGUGAAGAAGAGGGAGAGGCUGAAGGAGAAGGAGAAGCAGGAGAAGAAGAAGGAGAGGGAGAGGGAGAGGGAGAAGAAGGAGAGGCAGAAGGAGAUGAAGCCAAGGAAGAAACAGAAGAAUCUAAAGAAGGGGAGGAAGAGGGAGAAGGGGAAGGAGAGGGAGAGGGAGAGGGAGAGGAGGAAGAGGGAGGAGAAGAAGAGGCUGGGGAGGAAGCAGGCGAAGGAGAGAAAAAAGAAGGUAAAGAUGAAAAAGAAGAAACUGGUGGAAAGGCAGCAUCCAAAGAGAAGAAGAAGGAUUAAACACAGCACCUGUUGUCCUGGUUUCCCUGGUCAUUUCCCUGACUGAGCUAAAAUUGCUAUAUCACGUAUUUCAGUCCCUAAAAUGUUCUUAGGUUUAAAGAAGUUAAAUUGUCUGGGUUUAUUUCCCCACCCACACCCCUUUCAAUGCAGAGUAACCCGAAUGCUUGCAGAGUGUCCCUCUAGCUGCUCCCAAACUCCGCAUGGUGUAUUCUUAUGAGUCCCAGCGCAAUGUGCAAUUUGGCUAAAUGCAGACCUUGUCGUCUGUGCAGGAACACCGAACAGGGGAAGGUGCUGGGGGAGGGAGGGGAAAAUAUGUAUAAGCAGGAUGCCACGUUAUUCUUGAAACCACGAAUGGUGAAAAUAAUGAAGUCUGUGCAAACAAGCUAGUCAAUAAAGUCACAGAGCUGCAUACACAA